This is a messenger RNA of Candidula unifasciata, 3924 nucleotides long. The record is from the annotation of a GenBank genome assembly. Lineage: Eukaryota; Metazoa; Mollusca; Gastropoda; Stylommatophora; Geomitridae.
CAUGAGCUACAAAAAGAUUUUGAUACAGUACAGUCAAUGCUGGAAGAUAAGGAGAAGGAACUUGAAAACAUUGCCAAAGAAUUCUCAGAGGGCAAGGGUAAUCCAGACAUACUUCAUGAAAUACUACAACUAGAGAAGUUGGUUGCCUCCCUGAGGAAAGACCUGGUUGAAAAGCAGUAUGUUGUAGAUGAGAAGGAAGAGGAACUCUACGAACUCCAUGACAAGCUGGAAGAAAUGGGAAAUAUCAAGGAAGAGCUGCGAACAACUCAGUUGAAGCUUACUGAAAUAACCGAACAAUUCCAGAAGGAACAGAAACUGAGAUUAGAAUUGGAGAAAGUUGUUGCAGCAGACGUGACGGUUGUGAAAAACGCUGAGGAAAAUCAAGAAAAAAUUGACAUGACGUCACAGAAAGAAGCAGAACAAGAUAGCUUGAGGAAUGACCAGGAAAUAAAGAUGUCAGCACUAGAACUGGAACUGCAUGAGUUAAAAGUGAAGGCAGAGUCAGAUGCUAAAUUAUGGGAGGAGAUAAAAGCAAAGCAGCAGUCAGCUGAAUUGAUUAGUUCUGAGGAAAAUAAGGUACUAGCAGUGGAAAUUGAAAGUUUAAAGCUUCACAUGAAAGAAAAAGAUGAUUUGAUACUGAGUCUGCAAGCAGAUUUGAAAGAAGCUGCUUCUGAAGAGCAGAUUGUUAAAAAUACUUCAACACAGUUGGAAUGUCAAGAAAAUGGAGUGGAGACAUUUUCCAGCUCAAAAAAGGUUGACACAGUGGAACAGCAAGAUGUGGCUGAAGUUGUAGAUCUGAAACGUCAAAUUGAAAUAAAAGAAAUGAACAUAACAGAGCUGGAGGGACAGUUGAGAUUCAGACAAUCAUGUAUUUUAGAUUUGACAGAAGAGAAGGAAAGGAUUCUUGAAGAGAAACAUGUCAUGGAAGCAGAUUUCCAUCAGCAGUUGCAGAGAAUGGACAAGAUGCUUUCCAAUUUGCAGAAAAAGUAUGAUGAUCUUAAGAAAGGAAUAAGUGAAGAAGUUCUUCAGAUGGAACAAGAUAUUGAUCGUAGUAGUCAAGCCCAGUUGGUUAAACAGUCUGAGGCAGGAAAGGAAGUUGAAGAGUUGAAGGAAAAACUGCUUCAGGUUGCUGAGGAAUUAACUGAUACGUCUAAAAAACAUAAGCAAGCUGAAGAAAAGCUUUCUCAAGUUUCUCUGCAGCUGGUUGAAAGAGAAGAGCAAAUACAGAAGCUUCAGAAUGAGGUUCAGAAUUUGCAGCUAGUUAGUGAUCAGCCGCAUGCAGAAUCUGCUGAAAGAGACAUGUUUGUGAAAGAGCUAGAGCAUCAACUCAAAGAGGCCAAAGAGGUUGCAGCUAAAGAGGCAUUAACUGCUACAGAGUCAAGGGAGAUCAUUAUAAAACUAGAAAGCGAAGUGCAUGAUUUGAGAGAGGCAAUUAAUUCCAGAGAGUAUAUUGCAACUUCAGGAGCAGUUGACAUGUCAGCAUCGCUACCACUACAAGGGAUCAGGUUUGCAGGAGAAGGCACUGGGAUGUCUCGAUGGGAGUCAGCACCAGCAGUGCUGUCCUUGAGCAAUAGGGAUAGUAGGCAUUUUCAUUACAGUGUGUCUGAGACUGAAAGGUGGACAGAAAAGCAGCGGAAGGAGCUGGCCGAGAAAAACAAACAGUUGGAUAAACUGAGACAAGACUUGGAAAGGUGGCUUAGGAUGGGGAAAGGUCAAGAUUCUGUGAUGUUAACUAUCAAGGAAAAGGAAGAAACAAUUAUAACUUACCAAACUGAGAUUGAAACCAUCAAAGCUGUGCUGAAAGAGAAGGAAGACACCAUUUCAUCCCUCAGAAACCAGAUACAGUCACUUCAGACUUCUCACUAUGAAGCACUUUCAACCAAGGAUCAUACAAUUACCGAGCUGGAAAAGCAGAUUUACAUUUUAAAGUCAGCAUCUGGGAGUGGUCCAUCUUCUCCCUCCAGAAACUCUGCCAUGCAGGGUGAAUCUCUGUCUCCAGAAACCAAACAGUCCAUUUCACAUCUGAAAAUGCAGCUGAGGAAGGCUCAUACUGCUCUUGAAGAAAUGCAGCAAAGCCAGAUGGAAGAAAUUGAAGUUGGUGUGGAAGAACUCAGGCAGAUGCUGAAGGCUAGAGAAGAGGAACUCUCCACCCUGAAAUUAAAGUUUGACAGUGAGAUAGAAAGCAGAGUGGAGGCACUCAGUGAGCAACAUGAUCAUGAUAUCCUGCAACAGAAACAGCUACAGGAGCAGAAGCUGGAACAGCUGCUGUCCGAACAGAAGGAAGCUCUUGAGGAACAGCAUCAGGAACAAUUUAAUGAACUAAUAUUGACGGAUAAGCAAGAAGUUCAUCGCUUUGGAAAAGUUCAGGGUGACACAGAAGUCUGGGACAGUUAUCAGUUGUCCAGUGGUGAUGGAAUGCCUGAACGGUUACAGGCUCUGCUUUAUCACUUGAACCAGCUGGGAGAAGAUCUCCUAAGUGUGUCAGACAAGCAUUUUCUGCAGAAACAUCUAGCUACAGCCAGGCUAGGAGACAGUUCAGCUGACCAUGAAGCCUGGGAGGAGGAGCGGAAGAGUCUGCUGGAGAGCAUCAACGCUCUCAAGAAUUUACUCAAGCAAGCAGAUCAAGUUGCAAAUACGCAAAAUGACGACAAUGUCGGUGAUUGGAGGGUUGGUCUGCUACAUGCUCUGGCAGCUGUGUAUGAGAAGGAGCAGAAAGUCCUGCAAGUUGAGGUCAACAUUUCUAGGUCUUUGUAUCCAGAGAUGGAGUUGUUUGCGCAGUUGGAAACUAAACUACGCAAUCAGGAACAGAUUCAUCAGUCAGGCCUGGAUGAGAUGCUGAAAGCAGAUCGGCAGUCCCUGAUAGAUGAGAUAGACAACCUUCAUCAUCGUCUCUUAGAGGCCAACAACCAGCUUCAGGAAAACAAGGACCAGAUCAGGCAACAAGUGCUGAAACUUGAGGAGGCCAAAUCCAGCACUGAGUGGAAGCUUCAGAGACAAAUUCAAAUGUUGGAGUACAAGCUGCAGCAGGAAAGUGUGGUUCAAGAAGACAUGAAAAACUCUCUGAAGCUUGAACGACAGAGGGUGUCCGAGUUGUCUUCACAGUCAAGCCAAGAUCGUUCACGGAUACUUGAACUGCAGUCAGAGCUGUCCGCCACACAGAUAAGCUUGUCUAAAGUGCGAGAUGCCUUAGAACGGGAGCAGCAGAGGUUUCAUUCUGUGACGGUAGAUUGGAGCGAAUCGCUUGAUGCAUUAGAGGAGGAGAGAGCUAAGACCAUUCGACUGACAGAACUACUUGAGUCUAGCAGACGAAAGUUCCAGGUUCUCCAAGAGGAAGUGAACCAUUCAGAUGCCAGAUAUGAACAGAAGGUACACUCUGAGGAAGAUUAUAUCAAGGAGCUCCAGGAAACUUUGGUAAAGGAGCGAGAAAGGAGCAUCCAGUUCUCUGAAGCAGAAGAGCUGGCCAGAAGAGAGAUAACACGAUUAGCAGAUGAAAAUGACAUAUUGAACAGAAAACUCUCUCUUUUACAUGAUGAACAUAAGGCAGAAGUUGAUAUGCUGCGUACAGAACAAAAGGAAAAAAAACUGCAAGCUCAAAUGGAGGACAAUUCUGAAGCAAUUGCCAGACUCACAGCUCUGAUAGAGGCAGAGAGAGACAGCCACCAGGCUGCUAUACAACAUGAAGUGAAGCUUGCCAAACAGCUCAGACGAGAUUUAGAUCAGCUGAGGUCUGAGAACGGUCAGCUAAAACAUCUCUAUGAAGUUGAAAGAUCACAUGCAGAAGCUUUGAAAUCCAACAAUUUUGAAAGUGCUAGAGCUGAAAUGAUGGAGCAGAGAAGAAGUGAAGACACAGUGAGUACCCACAGGACAAGUCAGAGCAAUCUUCAGGCGACAGAAAAGCACAGCGAGGAGCUCAUUGACAGAGUG